CCCUAAGCGUGCCGGUCCAGCUCCCGGGACGUGGGCGGCCGGUGAGCAUGCGCCCUAGACGCAAAGCACGCCGGGAGUUGUAGUUCCGCCAUCGGACGGAAGCCGGGACUGACUGCGGCGGGAUGUGGCCCGGAAUAUUGGUUGGGGGGGCCCGGGUGGCGGCAGGUAGGUCCCCCGCGCUGGGGCCUCGCCUCGCCGCCCGGUUCUCCCCGCGGCGGACGCCCAAGACCGGCGUGGCCCUGCAGCGGAGCCUGCACGCGACGGCGGCCCGGGCUCUCCCGCUCAUUCCCAUCGUGGUGGAGCAGACGGGUCGCGGCGAGCGCGCCUAUGACAUCUACUCGCGGCUGUUGCGGGAGCGCAUCGUGUGUGUCAUGGGUCCGAUCGACGACAGUGUCGCCAGCCUGGUUAUCGCGCAGCUGUUGUUCCUGCAGUCCGAGAGCAACAAGAAGCCCAUCCACAUGUAUAUCAACAGCCCCGGCGGCAUGGUGACCUCGGGCCUGGCCAUCUACGACACGAUGCAGUACAUCCUGAACCCCAUCUGCACGUGGUGCGUGGGCCAGGCGGCCAGCAUGGGCUCGCUGCUUCUGGCCGCCGGCACCCCGGGCAUGCGCCACUCACUCCCCAACUCCCGCAUCAUGAUCCACCAGCCCUCCGGGGGUGCCCGGGGCCAAGCCACAGACAUUGCCAUCCAGGCAGAGGAGAUCAUGAAACUCAAGAAGCAGCUCUACGGCAUCUACGCCAAGCACACCAAACAGAGCCUGCAGGUGAUCGAGUCGGCCAUGGAGAGGGACCGCUACAUGAGCCCCAUGGAGGCCCAGGAGUUUGGCAUCUUAGACAAGGUUCUGGUCCACCCUCCCCAGGACGGUGAGGAUGAGCCGGAGCUGGUGCAGAAGGAGCCCGUGGCAGUGGUGGCGGCAGCAGAGCCCGCCCCAGCAAGCAUCUGAGAGCUGGGACCUCACCCUCCAGAGGAAAGUCGGCGGAGCCAGGCGCCAGUCAGACGCUGGAGCCACAGCCCUGCCCACCCCUCGCUGCUGAGCCUGGAAGGGCCCCGUGAGGAACUCUGGGUUUGGGGCUGCCCCUCAGGGCAGGUAUCUUGAAUGAGACACUGUGAUUUUCAAUUAAAUCUUUGUAGUCUUUGAUCCCCA
Odobenus rosmarus divergens (Pacific walrus) is the source of this 1145-nucleotide messenger RNA. RefSeq names its product ClpP caseinolytic peptidase, ATP-dependent, proteolytic subunit homolog (E. coli) (gene CLPP). The record is from RefSeq and is a predicted model, not a curated record. Bases 123 to 944 code for a protein of 273 amino acids. The transcript is spliced from 6 exons. Gene Ontology annotation, cellular component: endopeptidase Clp complex. Gene Ontology annotation, biological process: protein quality control for misfolded or incompletely synthesized proteins. NCBI's taxonomy places the organism in Eukaryota, Metazoa, Chordata, Mammalia, Carnivora, Odobenidae. Gene Ontology annotation, molecular function: ATPase binding; serine-type endopeptidase activity; ATP-dependent peptidase activity.